UUUGCAUGAGGGUGUGUGAGGUGAACAUGUGUCUGUGUGUCCUUUGACAGUUAAGGGACGCAAUACUUUAAAGUUAGAACCUGUUUGUCUGCUUUGAGACCAGUAUUCGUCCAACUGUCUGGCGCUCCUUUCCUCAGUCACAGCCUGCAGAUCAAACAGCAUGGGCUGAUAUCUCUGUGAUCAAACUCUGGGACAUAUCUUUCACAACACAGAGGCCCGGACAGCUUCGAAAAACAUCUGCCUGAUGGACCCUGAGGUUUAGUCAAAGAGGAUUUUUCAAUGCAACUGUGACAAAGACACCGUGAUCAUGCCGACACACCGCAGGGGGAGGAGCCUCUCUGAGGGUUUGACCCUGGAGCGAUCAGAGGAUGGUGGAGUGGUGAUAUCCAGCAUUAAUGACGGUGCCCGGUCCAAUCAGGGAAUAAUGGAAGGGGACGGACUGUUAGGAGCAACAAUCAAUUCUGAUCAACUAUCAAAGCCAUAUGAUGACAAGAUAAAAGUCCUCAAAAGGAACAAAAGCAGGAGCGUCGGAAAUCUGUUUGAGGGUACCAAGAGUCCCGAGACGAUACUGAAUGAUUCCUACUGCAAACUCUACAAUGCCAAAAUCAAGAAGUUUAUGAAAGAUGACUUUCCUAGUGCUGAUGAUGUUGGUGUGAAUGGGGAGCCGACUACCAUUCCAACUGUACAAAGCUCAUCCAAGGCCGACCUAAAGCAGGAUUCGGGGUUGCCUCGUCUUGGAGUCGACUUUGGACUUCUGAAAACCAAGAAAUUUAGCACAGAUAUUCAUGGGGAUUCUUAUUAUGGUGAUGCAGUAGAACUAUCAAAUGGUAGCAAUCUGAAUCUUCCACCAAUGGGUCUUGGUAUGAAUAGAACUUCUCCAGAAAUAGGUAAGGACUUACAAGGUUCAGGUGUUGAAAGCUCUGAACUAAGGCUCAAAACACCACAGGUAAAAGGAAGGAUUUCUGUACCUGAUUUACCAAAAGUUGACCUUAAAGGGCCAAAUUUAGUCUCUGACUCUUCAUCAGUUGGCAUCAAGAGCCCCUCUGGGAAAUACCAAGCUCCUAAGUUUUCAAUGCCCAAAUUUGAUUUACCAGACAUUCAAGUUCCAGAUUAUGCCUUUAAAACUCCAGACAUGGAUUUAUCUGGACAGAAGUUUAAAGGAGGUGUGCCAAACAUAAAUCUUAAAGCUCCAAAUUUAGACCUUCAUUCAUCAGGUGGUCUUGAUGUAGAUUUGCCAAAGCCAGAAUUUGACAAUGAUGCACCUUCCCUUGCUCUCAAAGGCCCAAAAUCAGAACUGAAAAUGCCAGAUCUAGAUGUUAAACAUCCAAAGAUGAAGAUGCCUAAAUUUGGUCUUCCAAGCUUCAAAGGACCUGAAAUUGAUGGGGAAUUAGAUGGCCCAAAGUUGGCUAUCAAUACACCCAAAGUCAAUCUCAAAGCUCCCAAAGGUGAUUUAGAAAUACCAGAUUAUGAUAUGUCUGGUCCAUCAGGAAAAUUCAAAAAGCCAAACUUGAACCUGCCUGAUUUUGGACUUUCUGGACCAAAAUUAGAUGGCCCGAACUUGAACCUCAAAUCACCUAACCUAGAUCUCUCUAGUCCAAAUCUCAGUGGUGGACUAAAUGCACCAGACAUAAAUAUGCCCAGGAUUGAUCUCAAAAGCCCUAAACUGGAUCUAAACACUCCAAAGCUAAACUUGGACAUGCCAUCAGGUAAACUGAAAAUGCCAGAGCUAAAUGCUCCAGACUGGGAUGUUAACGCUCCCUCAGGGAAAUUGAAAAUGCCUAAAUUCAAUCUUACGGGUACAUUACCAAAAGGACCAAACUUAGACCUCAAUGCAGAUCUAAAGUCACCAGAUUUUGGUUUAAAAGCUCCAAAUAUUGAGGGGGGACUUAAUGCCCCCGAUGUGAACCUACCAAACAUGGACUUGAAGGCUCCAAAAUUUGACAUGAAUACUCCAGAUAUCAACAUUGGUUCACCCAAAGGGAAAUUUAAAAUGCCCAAAUUCAAGAAGCCAAAAUUUGGUUUUCCGAGCCUGAAAGGACCUGACAUUGAUGGUCCUAAAGGUGAUUUAGAAAUGCCAGAUUUUGAUAUUGCUGGUCCAUCAGGAAAAUUCAAAAAGCCAAACUUGAACCUGCCUGAUUUUGGCCUUUCUGGACCAAAGUUAGAUGGCCCGAAUUUGAACCUCAAAUCACCUAACCUAGAUCUCUCUGGUCCAAAUCUCAGUGGUGGAAUAAAUGCACCAGACAUAAACAUGCCCACGGUUGAUCUCAAAAGCCCUAAAAUGGAUCUAAAUACUCCAAAGCUCAACUUGGACAUGCCAUCAGGUAAACUGAAAAUGCCAGAGCUAAAUGCUCCAGACUGGGAUGUAAACGCUCCAUCAGGCAAAUUGAAAAUGCCUAAAUUCAAUCUUACAGGUUCAUUACCAAAAGGACCAAAUUUGGACCUCAAUGCAGAUCUAAAGUCACCAGAUUUGAGUUUAAAAGCUCCAAAGAUUAAGGGUGGACUUAAUGCCCCUGAUGUGAACCUACCAAACAUGGACCUUAAUGCUCCAAAAUUUGACAUGAAUACUCCAGAUGUCAACAUUGGUUCACCCAAAGGGAAAUUUAAAAUGCCCAAAUUCAAGAAGCCAAAAUUUGGUUUUCCGAGCCUGAAAGGACCUGAGAUUGAUGGGGACUUAGAUGUUCCAGUGGUUGAUGUAAAUGCUCCCAAAGUCAAUCUCAAAGGUCCUAAAGGUGAUUUAGAAAUGCCAGAUUUUGAUAUUGCUGGUCCAUCAGGAAAAUUCAAAAAGCCAAACUUGAACCUGCCCGAUUUUGGCCUUUCUGGACCAAAAUUAGAUGGCCCAAACUUGAACCUCAAAUCACCUAACUUAGAUCUCUCUGGUCCAAAUCUCAGUGGUGGAAUAAAUGCACCAGACAUAAACAUGCCCAAGAUUGAUCUUAAAAGCCCUAAACUGGAUCUAAACACUCCAAAGCUAAACUUGGACAUGCCAUCAGGUAAACUGAAAAUGCCAGAGCUAAAUGCUCCAGACUGGGAUGUAAACGCUCCAUCAGGCAAAUUGAAAAUGCCUAAAUUCAAUCUUACAGGUUCAUUACCAAAAGGACCAAAUUUGGACCUCAAUGCAGAUCUAAAGUCACCAGAUUUUAAUUUAAAAGCUCCAAAUAUUGAGGGGGGACUUAAUGCCCCCGAUGUGAACCUACCAAACAUGGACCUUAAUGCUCCAAAAUUUGAUAUGAAUACUCCAGAUAUCAACAUUGGUUCACCCAAAGGGAAAUUUAAAAUGCCCAAAUUCAAGAAGCCAAAAUUUGGUUUUCCGAGCCUGAAAGGGCCUGAGAUUGAUGGGGACUUAGAUGUUCCAGCGGUUGAUGUAAAUGCUCCCAAAGUCAAUCUCAAAGGUCCUAAAGGUGAUUUAGAAAUGCCAGAUUUUGAUAUUGCUGGUCCAUCAGGAAAAUUCAAAAAGCCAAACUUGAACCUGCCUGAUUUUGGCCUUUCUGGACCAAAGUUAGAUGGCCCGAAUUUGAACCUCAAAUCACCUAACCUAGAUCUCUCUGGUCCAAAUCUCAGUGGUGGACUAAAUGCACCAGACAUAAAUAUGCCCAAGAUUGAUCUCAAAAGCCCUAAACUGGAUCUAAACACUCCAAAGCUAAACUUGGACAUGCCAUCAGGUAAACUGAAAAUGCCAGAGCUAAAUGCUCCAGACUGGGAUGUUAACGCUCCCUCAGGGAAAUUGAAAAUGCCUAAAUUCAAUCUUAUGGGUACAUUACCAAAAGGACCAAACUUAGACCUCAAUGCAGAUCUAAAGUCACCCGAUUUUGGUUUAAAAGCUCCAAAUAUUGAGGGGGGACUUAAUGCCCCCGAUGUGAACCUACCAAACAUGGACUUGAAGGCUCCAAAGUUUGACAUGAAUACUCCAGAUGUCAACAUUGGUUCACCCAAAGGGAAAUUUAAAAUGCCCAAAUUCAAGAAGCCAAAAUUUGGUUUUCCGAGCCUGAAAGGACCUAAGAUUGAUGGGGACUUAGAUGUUCCAGUGGUUGAUGUAAAUGCUCCCAAAGUCAAUCUCAAAGGUCCUAAAGGUGAUUUAGAAAUGCCAGAUUUUGAUAUUGCUGGUCCAUCAGGAAAAUUCAAAAAGCCAAACUUGAACCUGCCCGAUUUUGGCCUUUCUGGACCAAAAUUAGAUGGCCCAAACUUGAACCUCAAAUCACCUAACCUAGGUCUCUCUGGUCCAAAUCUCAGUGGCGGAAUAAAUGCACCAGACAUAAAUAUGCCCAAGGUUGAUCUCAAAAGCCCUAAACUGGAUCUAAACACUCCAAAGCUAAACUUGGACAUGCCAUCAGGUAAACUGAAAAUGCCAGAGCUAAAUGCUCCAGACUGGGAUGUUAACGCUCCCUCUGGGAAAUUGAAAAUGCCUAAAUUCAAUCUUACAGGUUCAUUACCAAAAGGACCAAACUUGGACCUUAAUGCAGAUCUAAAGUCACCCGAUUUUGGUUUAAAAGCUCCAAAUAUUGAGGGGGGACUUAAUGCCCCCGAUGUGAACCUACCAAAUAUGGACUUGAAGGCCCCAAAAUUUGACAUGAAUACUCCAGAUGUCAACAUUGGUUCACCCAAAGGGAAAUUUAAAAUGCCCAAAUUCAAGAAGCCAAAAUUUGGUUUUCCGAGCCUGAAAGGACCUGACAUUGAUGGUCCUAAAGGUGAUUUAGAAAUGCCAGAUUUUGAUAUUGCUGGUCCAUCAGGAAAAUUCAAAAAGCCAAACUUGAACCUGCCUGAUUUUGGCCUUUCUGGACCAAAGUUAGAUGGCCCGAACUUGAACCUCAAAUCACCUAACCUAGAUCUCUCUGGACCAAAUCUCAGUGGUGGAAUAAAUGCACCAGACAUAAAUAUGCCCAAGCUGGAUCUCAAAAGCCCUAAACUGGAUCUAAACACUCCAAAGCUAAACUUGGACAUGCCAUCAGGUAAACUGAAAAUGCCAAAACUAAAUGCAGAUCUAACAUCACCAGAUUUGAGUCUCAAAGCCCCAAAGAUUAAGGGUGGGCUUGAUGCCCCUGACUUGAACUUGCCACACGUGGAUCUCAAAGUUCCAAAGUUAGACAUGAAUACUCCAGAUCUUAACAUUGGUUCACCAAAUUCUAAGAUAAAAAUGCCCAAAUUAAAAAUGCCUAAAGUUAAUCUACCAAACCUUAAAGGACCUGGUGGAGAUUUUGAUGGCCCAGAUAUGGACAUCAAUGCACCUAACAUCAACCUCAAAGGAUCCAAGCCUAGGUUUGAAGUCCCAGAUGUUGAUUUCGGAAGCCCAUCGGCCACACUUAAAAAGCCACAUUUGAAAAUGCCUGAUGUGGGGUUUUCUGGUCCGAAGUUAGAUAACCCCAAUUUUCACGUCAAAUCACCAGCUCUUAAUGCCAAAUUACCGAAAGGACCAAAUUUGGAUUUUAAAUCAGACCUGAAAACUCCAGAUUUGAAUCUCAAAACCCCAAAGUUUAAAGGGGGAAUGAAUGCACCCAAGUUAGACUUACCAAACAUGGAUCUUAAAGCUCCAAAGUUAGAUAUGAGCACGCCAGAAGUCACCUUGGGUCUUCCUGAUUCAAAGUUCAAAAAGCCUAAAAUCAAGAUGCCAAAAGGCCCCAACAUUGACAUAAAUGGUGACCUUGAGGUGCCCGACCUGAAUAUGCCGAAGGUCAAUCUUAACAGUCCAAGAGGAAAAGUAAAAAUGCCAAGUUUAAAUGUGCCAGACCUCAAUUUAUCUGGGCCUAAUGCAGGAAUACCAGAUAUGAAUCUUUCAGGGUCUAGAGUAAAGGGUCCUGGUAUAAAUGUGCCAGAUUUAGAUAUGCCUGAGGCAAGGUUUAAAGGUCCCAAACUAGGCCAACCAGACAUGAAUUUUGGUGCCCCUCAAGUCAGAGGAGGAAUAAGAGGCCCAGACUUUGGUAGGGGGUCUGCUAUUGACUUUGAUGCUGCACUGAGAUCUAAAAAUCUGGAUAUUACUCCUCCAAAUACAAAACUGAACAUGAAACCCAGACAGCUGCAAGGAAAGGUUAGUUCUCCUAACAUGGACCUCAACAUGCCUAUGCGAAAUCCACAAAUGCAUCUCAGAUCACCAAAUUUUAACAUUGAUGAUUCCUCACGAAAUUUCAGAAGAUCUUUGUAUGAGAAUCGCAGAUCACAUAUCCCAGGGGUAAACAUGAAAAUACCUGACCUGGAUGUUGAUGGAGAUGCCAGAUUUGGGUACAGUGAUACAAGGUCACCAAGGGCAAAGGCAGGGUCCAGCUACCCCAUGGUGCAUCCUCAUUUAGGCACCCAUAUUGAUUUCAACCGUUCAGAUCUCAAUAUUGAUGAUUUUACAGGAAAAGAUCAUGUGCUUAGGGCUAGAGGUUCAACACUAAACCACCAGGGAUCACAUAACCGUGGGCAGGUCAUGUCACCACCAGGUGUCAAUGUUGGCAUGAGGGACCCCAGACAUACCAGAAGAAUUCCCUCUGGUGAUUUUGACAUGUAUGCAAAACCUCAGAGAGCAAUGCAGUCAAUGCCUCGCCAACAUAUGCCUCAAUUUACUCAUGACUCAAGAAUAAGGGUACCUGACAGUUCAGAUGGAUACUAUGUCACAGUUUUUCCAAACCAAUCACAAAAUCCAAGGAUGCAGAACCGCAACACUUUUGGGGGGCGUGACUUUUAUCCAAGAAACUUUGAUCUUGAAGUUCCAGCGGGAAAUAACCAAAAAGGAUCAACGUUCUUUUUCUCAAACCUCAUGUAGGUUUCAAGCUAUUGAUGUUUAAAUAUUCAGGUUUAUUUAUUACAACUUACCUGUUACAUGUUCUUGCAUGAUUCAUGCUUGUGUUUUUUGAAUCCGUCAUUUGCUGACACUGUUUUUUGUAACUAAAGCCAAUCCUGCCAUCCCUUAAAUAUUCUUACCUAGAAUAUAAAUCAGCAUUCUUGCCCUUGUUUAUAUAUGUAAAUUCACACAUUUUGUUUUUUUGUAUUGUAUUGUCUGGUAUUAUCCACACAGUACUUGUUUGAAAAGUAUUAAAACAUUUAAGUUGUGUUAUAGCACCAAAAACUUCCCAAAUCCCUUAAUUUCCUGUCAAGUUUACUAAAUAAGGAAAAUCCCUGUAGGGAAUAAAGUUGAGGAUUUUAGGGAACCUGACAAGAUCAAAGCAUGCAUUUUGUUUAGUUAUAUUUUAUUAAGUGGUUGUUAUAAUAUCCCCAGUUGUACAUAUGUUGAUAUUGUACUGCAUGUCUAUACUUGCUUUCUUGCUUUGACAUAUUUGCAGUCUGAAGUACAUGAUAAAUGAUGUAAAAUUAAUUCAUAAACUAAAGUAUAUCAACUGACCAAGACCGUUUUAAGAGGGGGCCAGUAGGCUUUAUAAAUUGGUUGAAAUGAACACACCAUGUAUAAUUGUGUUAUUAUGUUGUAUGAAAAAAGAAACGUACAAAUAUAUCCAGUUAUUGCUUUCUAAAUAUUUUUGUGCCACUUAUAAGAAAAGGUACAAGCUGUUACAUCAUGUGCAAAUCCAAAAUAGUUAACUCAGAGAAUAAAAAAAAAUGAUAUUAAUUAUACAAAUAAAGUUGAUUCAUAAUGCUU
Molecule: messenger RNA, 7561 nt
Organism: Labrus bergylta (ballan wrasse)
Lineage: Eukaryota; Metazoa; Chordata; Actinopteri; Labriformes; Labridae
Source: RefSeq, a predicted model, not a curated record